Micropterus dolomieu (smallmouth bass) is the source of this 3434-nucleotide messenger RNA. RefSeq names its product alpha tubulin acetyltransferase 1 (gene atat1). Gene Ontology annotation, cellular component: microtubule. The coding region runs from base 310 to 1635 and encodes 441 amino acids. Lineage: Eukaryota; Metazoa; Chordata; Actinopteri; Centrarchiformes; Centrarchidae. The transcript has 12 exons. The record is from RefSeq and is a predicted model, not a curated record. Gene Ontology annotation, biological process: alpha-tubulin acetylation. Gene Ontology annotation, molecular function: tubulin N-acetyltransferase activity.
GACCCGCAGCCAUAGAGACACAAUGGAGAUGCAGUGUUAAUGUAAAUAGCAGGUGCCUGUUCUUGCAAUUAUCACAAAGCAUUUUUAGUGUCAUUCAAAUUCCAUCAAUGUAAUGGUAGUGCGGUUGUUGUCGGACUGCUUGCAGCUAACUAACUGUUUUUUCCCCCCGCUAACAAAUCAGCUUGGUUAGUGACAUAUACAGCCCCGUUAGCUAGUUAGCUAGCUAGCGAAGAACCUGCUUCUGCUCUGCUACUGGGAUUUUUCCUGCUAGAUAUUAUAACUGUCUAGCUAAUCUUUCUCAGGGGUAUUAUGGAGUUUCCUUUUGAUAUUAACCAGUUAUUCUCCGAGAGGGUCUCCAUCUUGGACCAGACCCUUUUUGCAGGUCGUAAAGCAGUAGGAAGGCCAGAUCUACAAGCCCACAUAGCCACAGUUAUUGAUGAACUUGGGAGAGCCUCAGCAAAGGCCCAACAGCUCACAGCACCUAUAACAAGUGCUUCUAAGCUGCAGUCCCAGAGGCAUCAGCUCUACCUGCUGAAGGACGGAGAGAGCAAUGGAGGACAUGGUGUGGUCGUGGGAUUUCUGAAGGUCGGCUACAAGAAGUUAUUUCUGCUCGACCGCCAGGGUGCGCACGUAGAGGCAGAGCCACUGUGUGUUUUGGAUUUCUACGUAGCAGAGAACGUGCAGCGACAUGGCUACGGGCUGGAGCUGUUUGACUUCAUGCUGCAGCACAAGAACUUAGAGCCAGUUCUGAUGGCUUAUGACAGGCCCUCACCCAAAUUCCUGUCUUUCCUGGCAAAGCAUUACUGCUUGACACAGAGUGUUCCUCAGGUCAAUAACUUUGUGGUGUUUGAGGGCUUCUUCAUCAACAGAUCAGCGGCCCAGUUGAGAAAGGUCCCCCUAAAAAAGCCGGACGGAGAGAUCAAACCCUACUCUUUAAUGGAGAGGGAAGUGGUACGCCAGGAGCAGAUGGCUCGUCCCUGGCCGUUUGCUCCUCCUCACUCGCCCCAGCGGUCGGUGUCCGCCCAGUGUUCCCACUCCCUCAGCGUGGGAUCCUCCCCGAGCAGGGCCUCUCGAGCCGCCCCAGCUUCUGCCCCUGGGGGCAACAGGAAUCAGAGGCCACAGUCCCCUAUCAUCGAGUCCUGCAGGACAAGACGCGCCAGCCAACAGGGUCUAGUUGCCAGAUGCAGCCUGUACAGUCGGCACAUGGACAGCAGAGCUGCUGGACUGCUAGGCAGACACUUGCCAGGUCUGAGACCAGUGGGAGAUCAGUCAUACGCACUGGGAUACACAGACACACACAAGUUGGCCAGUAUUCACACACCACAAACCAGGUCCCAGCCUUCACUUCCACCUCUGUCUGCAUCCAGGAAGGAUGGCAUCUGCAGCCAGACCUCCUUAGACAGCAGAGAAACACACCUGGAUACAGAUGCUGAAGCCUGUGGUGCUGAACAGGAGAUCAGUGUGUUGGACCGUCCGCAGCGUCCAGCAGGAGACAUGCUGGUCCACCAGAGACAUCGGUUGGAGAAGGAGAGUGACAGAAGCAGACAAGGCUGGUCGUGGACUGUUGGAGAGAACUGCUACACCUCCCAGUGGGUGAAGCAGAAGCAGGAAUACAGGAGCACCCGGCCCUGGUGAUCGGUUCUGUGAUGAUUACCAUCAUUCAGACAUUAUUAAAAUGUUGCUGCAAAAAAUGUAAUUUGGUGCUGAAUUCUAGAACAAUUCACUGUUUUCAGACAAAUAGGUGCUGAAGCAGAAGUUCUGUGUGAUAUUCAGGACCUUCAGAAUCAUUGAUGCAAUGAAUUCUUGGUCAAGUGCCGAGACCUCUAGCUUUCAAACUUCACUUCAGGGUCCAAACUCAGUUAACUGUACACCAGGUCAUCUUAACUGGCUAACCAAACUGGUGCUAGGAGCCAAACAUGGAUGCCAACAUCCAAACCCUUUGAAAAUGUUGUUCUAAAGCUGUGUUAAAGCAGCAAGUGGGAAAUGGUAACUCAGUACAGUACUUUGGGUUGCUGCUUAGGCUAAAGGUUUCAGUAUGCUUUAGACAAAGUGCUUGUCAGAUUGUGUAACAGCGUCUGAAACCCCCCUUCCAGAAGCAGAAUUGGAAGGCUGCAUCCAAUCAUUUUGUAAGAUGAAGCCAGUCAGAUGAAUACAUUCGAGCUGCAGUGAAUCCAGAACACUUCAUUGUAGCAUUUGGGAUCAGAAUAAUGUACAUAUAACAUAUAUUAAAUGUGUUUCAUGCUUUGAAGGGAGUGCUUGUCGAACUGUCAUUCUAAACGUGGGAUCAGGGAGUGGCUGUGUCCUCUGUGUAUUAGCAGGCCACAACAUAUGCUGAAGGCCUUCAUUGCCAACAAGAAGAAAAGGAUCAAGGCUUACUCAACCUUGCUGUGCUUGACUAAUUUUCCGCCAUCGCUCCACAGAUGACUGUCCCCAUCUGUAUGACUUGAUGGUGCUGAGAUCACAAAGACGCACAGAAGACACAGUUGUUGGAGAGAGAUCAGUGGGAUGCUGCCUGAAGGAGGCUAUGACAGCAGGCUUUUCACCUCACCUUUGUCACAUGGUUCGUUUGAAGCAUACUGAGACCUUUACCCAGAGCAGGAAUGUUUGCAACAUUUGUUUGUAAAUGGCUGGUUUACCGGCCAUUUAUAAGUGAAACUAGGCUUGUAAACAAAAGUUGUGGGUUUCUUUAAGUAGCUUGAGUCAUCACACUUGGUGUUUGCACCGGUUAGUAACAGUGACAUAACCCUAGAGGCACAUAGCCACGGAACUUUGUUCCCAAAACAGCACAAUGAAAGCUGUGGACUGGGUGGAGAAUUUCCAUUCACUUCACAUCCAGCAUAUUGGGGUGGAGGCACCACGUGGCUAAGUGAGAAAAUAUUUUUUUUGAUUGCUGUGUUAACUGACCUUUAACCUUGACUUUCCAAGCAGGCUUCUCAGAUGUCAUCAUCUGCUUUAUACUCGUAAUCCCUUUUGGAGUCAUUCCUUGAAUAUGUUCUUGGAUUUUCAGGCAUUUGGUGCUAAACAGCAUUGUUGUGUCUAGUCCAAACACUCUGAACCAAAGGAGGAGACUCUAGGAUUCAUAGAAGCUGGGAAUUUUUUUAUAUAAUGCAAAAUAAUGUGCUUGAAUCAGUGUGGAAGUCAAUAUUCUGUGGUCACUAGCGUCCAUCUGAUGUAGUGGUGGGUUACAACAGAAUUGCUGAAAAGAACAAAGUGACCGUUUGGCUGUUGAGUGGAACCACCUGGAUCGGGCAUUUUGUAGACGGAAACAAGAAAAAGCAAGACAUGCACAAGUUGUGAGGAACAUUUAAGCUUAAGUUCCUUCAGGCUGUGAAGAAGUCUUCCUUUACAUGGUCAGGGCCGCGGCAGAAGCACUGUACACUGCAUACAGAGAUGUUUCCUACUGCAUUUCUGUCAGUAAUAAACUACAAAAACAA